AUGCCAUUGCAUACAAGCAGGAUUAAGUUACUUCUAACAGAGGACUUGUCACCUCAUAAAAUUUCGUUAUUAAUACUUGUUGUAUUGUAUUGCACAGAUUUCAUUCGAGAAAAUAGAUUGCAAGCUGUUCUAACUACCAUAGUAAGAUUUUUAGAGAACGAUUUAGUAUACAAUGAAAAGAAAGAGUUGGUAGUACUACCAGAAUUACGUGACUUGUGUUUCAUUUUGAAACAAUCCAUUAUUUCUGAUUCUAAUUCUGGAUCCGUGGAGAGUAAAUUAGCCGCCGAGGAGGAUGCUAAUGAUAUUCAAAAAAAGUUGUUGCAAGCCCUAUGGAAUAUAAACUCUGUUGAAAGCUUGGAUUCUCAUAUAAAAAGAGCUUAUUGUAUUCUUCUGGGAUCAGCUGUUGUGACAGUUGAUGAACCUACACCGGACCAAGAUAUUAAGAAACUUAUAUCGCCUAGAUCAUUGCUUGGUUCAUUUAUACAAAAAAUCGUAACAACAUUUAGACUAUUGCAUUUUGACGAAGAGCUUCUUUUAUAUGAAGCAUUUGUUGAUUACAGGGAGCCUUCCAGAGCAUUAUAUGUGUCAAACGGAGGUAACAUACAACAUUAUAAUAAUAGACCUAUAGACCUUUUUGAUUCCAAAAGAAAGCUAUUGGAAAAACCAGCAUUUGCAUUUGAGAACGCCAAAAUCAAAGAAGCAAACGGAAAUAAUGAAAACGAUGAAAUCCUUUUUAAUACACUCAAAACUCAAUUAAAUGAAAGCUUAGGUGUAAGCUUGCCAACACCCUCACAAUCAUCUCAAAGUGUUAAUUUGAAAUUAUUGCCAGUCCCGAAACAUGAUAUACAAGUUCUAUUGGAUAAACAGAUAAGUUUAUUGGAGGUAUAUGGAACUGAAACUCCUAAGUUAUUACGUGAUGUGAUGUCAUUAAUGACAUCUCCUAAUUCUAAUACAUGCCUGAUUCAGAAUACUACAUUUAAUAAUUUACCAUCAUAUUAUUAUGUUAACUAUUUGGAAUGCUUGCACGAUCUCGAUUAUGAAGGCGCUUUUCAGUCAUUGCAUCAAUAUUUUGAUUAUAUGGUUUCGAAUAAUUCGAAAUAUUUCUAUCAUUUUGCAUUAAUUUCUAGGGCAUCUUUGCACCAGUUUUUUGGUGAAGACGAAAAAGCCUUAGAUGCAAUUCAGGAGGCUAUUUCUGUUGCAAGAGAAAAUAAAGAUAAUUCAACAUUAACAUAUAUUUUAUCAUGGUUAUUCAACUUUAUGAAGAAUAAACCUGAGUUAUGGAACACUCAAACAUUUUAUCAUAACAACAAUGAACAGCACUUGUUGGACUUUCUAGUAAACAAAACUCAGUCAGUUUCCCUUCUGCUAUAUGCAAUGAGUUACCAUUUUGAAACAUUACAUGUAAUGAAUAAUGGCGGUCCUCUAAACAAAUACCUUGAAAGCUUGCUUAAGGCUACUUAUAUUUCUAUUAAUGACGAAUUACCUACGUUUAUAAAAUCUGUUGAAAUGAUUGCAACUGUUUGGAGUAGAAUUGGGAAUCCGCAUCUAUGCAGUGUUUACACAGAUAUUGGUCUCGAAUGCACCAAAGAUACGGGAAACUUAAGUGACGAAUUAUCAAUUGAAAUAAGAAAAUCUUAUUUAGAAUAUUAUAGUGGGGACACAGAAAUAGCCUAUUCGAAGUUAGAAGCUUUGAAACAUAAAACGGUGAGAGAUCAAUCGCUUUACAAAAUGUUGCAAUUGCGAACAUUGAUAAUGCUAGUAAAGAUAGCAUUAAAAAAAGGCCGUUUUAAAUUUGCGCAGAAGAUCAUGGAAACGCUAUCCAACAAUGAAAUUCAAGAAAUCGAAUUAAAAGCAGAGAUGGUUUAUCUACAUGCUGAAGUUGAAACUGCGCUAGGUAACUUUUCGAAAGCUUUAAACUACAUAUCAAGUAAUUUAUCACGGAUCGAGUCGCAACAUUCUAAGACUCAGACUAAUUUGCAUACUAUAAUAAGACUUAAUUUACUAAAAUGCUAUAUAUUCAAUAAGUCAGGAGCACAUUCAAGAGCCAUUUCUCUCAUCAUUCAACAAAUACAGCAUGCGAAACAAACAGGAUUCAAAACCUUAGUUGUUGAAGGGCUAAUAAUAUUAAUUUCCAUUUUAAAUAAUAUGGAAUGUUACGAAGAUUCUUAUCAAAUUUUAAGUGCAAUAAUGCCUGAAAUUCUUAUGGUUGAGAACAAGGAGUAUACAUCUACAGCAUACUUUGAAUUUGCUAAAACGUGCUUUAGGCUAAGCUUCCAAGAUCAAUUAACUGCACUGAAGUUAAAUGUAAACGAAAAACAAUUACUUAAUAGAUUUUUGAAAUUUUUAAACACAAGUAUUAGCGGGUUCCGCCAAUCUUUGAAUUUAGAGAUGUUGAAGGAAUGCUUCAAAUUGGAAAAAGAUAUGGCAGAUAUGAAGCAAUUAGACGAGCUCCAAGAGCAUUCGGCAAAAUCAUUAGAGAAAUUACGCAAAAGAGCAUUAGAAGAAGCUGAUUAUGGAUUUGUUUUAAAUAAUAAUAAAAUAGAAAAUUAA
Molecule: messenger RNA, 2550 nt
Organism: Debaryomyces fabryi
Lineage: Eukaryota; Fungi; Ascomycota; Pichiomycetes; Serinales; Debaryomycetaceae
Product: anaphase promoting complex subunit 5
Exons: 1
Coding region: 1-2550 (849 amino acids)
Biological process (GO): positive regulation of mitotic metaphase/anaphase transition; anaphase-promoting complex-dependent catabolic process; protein K11-linked ubiquitination
Cellular component (GO): anaphase-promoting complex
Molecular function (GO): protein binding
Source: RefSeq, a predicted model, not a curated record